Zea mays is the source of this 1932-nucleotide messenger RNA. RefSeq lists its product as uncharacterized. The record is from RefSeq and is marked provisional. The transcript has 3 exons. Gene Ontology annotation, biological process: regulation of DNA-templated transcription. The coding region runs from base 596 to 1720 and encodes 374 amino acids. Gene Ontology annotation, molecular function: sequence-specific DNA binding; DNA-binding transcription factor activity. NCBI's taxonomy places the organism in Eukaryota, Viridiplantae, Streptophyta, Magnoliopsida, Poales, Poaceae.
GGCAAAUUAGCCCCUCUUCCGCGCGCUCCCCCAUUCGGCCAUUCCUUCCCCCCGCUCUCUUCCUCCUCCCUCCUCGAUCCCCUCCACGCCAGCCCUGCCGCGACCACGGACGGGCCCGUGCCGCCGCUUCCGCCGGCCGUACUCCCCCGCGCGUGCCUGUGGGUCUGGAGCGGGCGGAUUUGCACGGCGCGUUCUUGGGCCGCCGCCUUGCGCUGCGCCGUGCUGUCUCCUCCUCCAGUCCUGUGCAGGUGCGCAACAAUCCGGUCCCGUGAGCCGAGGAUUUGAAUAACCCGCCACUCCUGAACCCCCGACGGGCCGUUUCUUCCGUCCUUCCUUGGCGGCUGCGAGUCCCUGCGCAGUUUGCUUCCGAGCCUUUCGAGAUUCCGCGGAGAUCUGCUCAGUUCGUGCCGCUCUUGUCUGGUUCUGAUGCGCGGACGGCUGCUGCCUGUGAGGCGUUGCGAGGAGCUGAGGCCCGUCUGAGGUGGGAGAGGAAAGGAGCUCGUGGCUCGACGGAAAAACAGUCCUUUCGUUCGUUGCCCACGCCUGCGGGCCGCGGCCUGUUUCUCUCCAUUCCAGGCUUCUUCCAGUUCCAGCCAUGGAGGAGGUGGAGGUGGCCAACCGGGCCGCGGUGGAGAGCUGCCACCGUGUGCUGGCCCUGCUCUCGCAGCAGCGGGACCCGGCCCUGCUCAAGAGUGUAGCGUCAGAGACGGCCGAAGCCUGCGCCAAGUUCAGGAAGGUAGCCGCCCUCCUCGGCAGCGGUGUCGGCCACGCUAGAGGCAGGUUCUCCAGACGAGUCCGGCCUCUGGGGCUCGUUGGCCACAAGAGCCCCGUGGGGAGCGGCGGCAACAACCCGGUGGAGAUGCUGCCCAGCGCCGCCGCCGUUACGUCCCCGUCUCCGUCAACCAGCUACCCGCCGCAAAUGCGCGCUCGGCUGAACGGCGUGCCAGACCCACGAGGGCUGGACAUGGCCUGCUCCAGCAGCAGCAAGAGCGGCGGCGUUGGCGGAGGCGGCGCUCAUCCAUUCGGCGGAGCGCCGAAGCUGGUGCAGCCGCUGUCCGUGCAGUUCCAGAUCGGGAACGUCGCGCACAGGUACCCGUUCCACCAGCAGCCGCCGUCGCGGCAGAAGCUGCAGGCCGCCGAGAUGUUCAGGAGGAGCAGCAGCGGGACGAUCAGCCUCAAGUUCGAUAGCCCAAUCCCUAGCGGUGGCGGUGGCGCCGCUGGCACCGUGUCGUUCGUGUCGUCCUUGAGCAUGGACGGGAGCGUGGGCGUGGCAAGCUUGGACGGGAAGCGGCCGUUCCAUCUGGUCGGCACCCCGGUGGCGGCGAGCGACACGGCGGCAGACGCCCACCGCGCGCCCAAACGCCGGUGCACGUGUAGAGGAGGCGAGGAGGAUGGGAGAGGCAACAAGUGCGGCACCUCCGGCAGGUGCCAUUGCUCAAAGAGAAGGAAGCUGCGGAUCAAGAGGUCGAUCAAAGUGCCAGCCAUCAGCAACAAGGUCGCCGACAUACCUCCCGACGAGUACUCGUGGCGCAAGUACGGGCAGAAGCCGAUCAAGGGCUCCCCGCACCCGAGGGGCUACUACAAGUGCAGCAGCGUCAGGGGCUGCCCGGCGAGGAAGCACGUCGAGCGGUGCGUGGACGACCCAGCGAUGCUGAUCGUGACGUACGAAGGCGAGCACGGCCACACCCAGCUGCCGGCGCAGCCUUCCACCCAGACGUAGAGGACUCAGCCAGCAGGCCCCCAACGAAGCAGAAAGAAGCGCCGCCCGCCCGGGGCCAUCCAGUGCCUUCGAUUCCGGCCCCAACGCAGCGGCGACGGAUGAGCUUGGAAGCCGUUUGGGCGAGCUGCUCGGGGGCCCUCCUGAGCUAGCUAGUACUACACAACACUGUUGAAUAAUUAGACAAAUUCCAAAUUAAAUUCCGAAUAUAAAUC